This is a messenger RNA of Durusdinium trenchii, 1568 nucleotides long. The record is from the annotation of a GenBank genome assembly. Lineage: Eukaryota; Dinophyceae; Suessiales; Symbiodiniaceae.
CCGGAGUGACUUCAGUGUCCUACCCUGUGGGUGUUUCCUUCAUAUUUUUUUAAAAUUCAUCAAGAGUCUACAAUAUGUUUUUGGUACCACCGCACCCACCGCACCCUCUGAAGCCAUUUUGGCCCGCCCAUCGUUUCCUUCACGAACUGAAGCCAGCCGGAGAGAUGCUCUCCAUUCGCAUGCAUCGCUUAAACGGAGAGCUGAUAGAGAUGCAUUUGACCACCGAGGAGGCCGAGGAUCUCCAUCGCUUCCACGACUUGAAGCGAUUCCUCGCCUUUGCCACUCCAAGUAAACCAUCAUCACCUUGUCUUGCGCGGCUGAUCGGUCCAGAUGGUUUGGAGAUCAAUGAUGACAGCAAAGUGUGCUGGGAGUUGUUGGAGCAAGGCUUGCUUCAGUAUGUGCUGAUGGACGUGAUGUCCGUGACUGGUCAAUUCGAUCCUUCUCACGUGGUGCUGGGCUUUCCUGAAGAUUCCGAGCAGUUGCUGCACCCAGACCUCGUGAUCACUGUGGCGCACAAGAUCUUCAAACGUGUUGGCCGCGAUCCUCUCGUUGGCCAGAAGUUUUACACUGCCUGGGCCACAAGGGUCUUGAACCUGCCAGACAAAGGAUGCAGUGUCGUAGAUUCUGAUGGCAGGACUCUCCUCUGGAAGAUGCUUAAUCUUCUGAGGAGUCUUCAUGAAGCAAUUCAUGACCCUUCCUUUGACCCAGAUGAGGAUGAAGAUCAGUGGUACAUUGGUGAGGAUUUUCUAGAAGUAGCACAGAAGGCUGUUGUCAGCACAACCAUCCAGCUGGUGAAGACAAAAGAGACCAUUUUUCAUUCCUUUCCAGCUCAGUCGAACGCGAUGCGAAUUCUGCUUUGGACCUUCAUACAGGACAAGCUCGCACUACCCCGAGGUUAUGGUCAGCUUGGUGGCUUGUUUGAAGGACGUGGAGCAGACCUGAUGCUUGCGCUGAUUGAAGAGGGUCUUCCGCGUUGGUAUUGGGCUGGUCACUUUGGCAGGUUUGACGACAACCUCCUCCAGUACAUCCUGGAAUCAGCCUUUUCUCCCAAUAACAUCAUAAACCUUUCAGAGUGCAGUAAUGAAGGUGGACUUUGCCUAGCCCUUGCUCGGAGACUCCGCUUGGAGGAAUUAUGCCACCAGAAUGUGGAUGGGAAGAAUGCGCUCUACUACGCCGAGAGAAUCGCGAUCAUCGCUGAUACAGCGCGAGCUUACCCAGUCUUCCGUGAGCUUGGGGUCUGGAUCCAACUUCGUGACAUGAUCAGGGUGCAGAUGGAAGCGCACGUCAUCGAGUUUCAAGGCAGUUUACUGGAGUUGGCUGCAUUGACUGGAUCGGUGCGGGCAGCUUUGGAGGGUAACUCACUUCCAGCCUUCGAUCAGCAGCUCUGGCAGCGAGCAGCUGUGCUUCGUCUGGAGUGGCUGAGGAGAGGUUGGCGAUUUGCUCGGUUCCACAUCGAUGGACAGAUCUCAGAAGUGAUCAGUUGGCACUUCCAUGCCGUCCGGCCAAGCCGGCAUCCGCGUGGACAGUGAGAGCCAGGGAUUGGAUUGGGGAAAUAGAUGAAAGUAUCA